Molecule: messenger RNA, 1823 nt
Organism: Sitodiplosis mosellana (orange wheat blossom midge)
Lineage: Eukaryota; Metazoa; Arthropoda; Insecta; Diptera; Cecidomyiidae
Product: phenoloxidase-activating factor 2-like
Exons: 12
Coding region: 349-1596 (415 amino acids)
Biological process (GO): proteolysis
Molecular function (GO): serine-type endopeptidase activity
Source: RefSeq, a predicted model, not a curated record
CAUACAGAGAGCGCGAGUGAGCUCGUACAGCCACCGCAUAACAUCUCUUGUGAGCUUCGUGCUUUGCUCACAGAUUACUAUUUUUUUUUUUCAUACGGCCCAAACAAAGUCCUGAUAAAUAUAAACAUGAAAUGAUCCAAUCGUUUCAUUUAAUUGAGCACUGCGUGCGCAGAUAAGUGGCAAACUUCGCGCACGGCGUUUCUAUUUCACACCGUGUCGAUUCGAUAUUCAUUGGUAGUGUUUUUUUUUAGUUACGGUUAUUGUUGUUGAUAUCAACAAUUUUGAAGAGCGUGAGAGAGAGAAAAGCGGACGGAAAAUUGAACUUGUUUAGAAAGAAAAAAUCCCAAAAUGAGGUUACUAUUGUGUUUCACUGUAGCUGCUUUGCUCGGAAGCAAUGUUCACUGCUCGGACACCACACUUAAUGUGGACGAAAUGCUCACUCAAACCACACAAAUCACGGAAACCACGGAAGCAGUCACCAGUGGCGGCUGUUCAUCCUGUGCUGCCAUCGCCGAGGAAACAGCGCUGGAAUCGAAAUUAUCAAACCCCUGUGAAUACGGUGAAUGCGUUCCAUAUUACUUAUGUUUGAACGGCAGCAUCAUCACUAGCGGGGAAGGAAUUUUAGAUGUCAGAUUUGGAGCUGAAGACGACCCAGAACCGGAACGGCAUCCAUGCUCUGACUUCUUUGACACCUGUUGCACUCUUAAAUCCACGGAAAUUGUUAAAGAAAAGGUAAAACCACCGAUUGAAAAGCAUGAUAAAUGUGGCAUUCGCAACAUAAAAGGAAGCACAUUUACAUUGAUUGGACGGGAAAACGAGGCACAAUUCGCUGAGUUUCCAUGGGUUUCGGCUGUGAUUUACAAAGUACACGACAAUGAGGACAUUGUGAAUGUGUACAAGUGUGGUGGCUCACUUAUUCAUCCAAACGUCGUUAUGACCGUGGCACAUUGCGUUAUUGAUCUGCCCAAUGUGCAUGACAUUUUGAUUAGAUCCGGUGAAUGGGACACCCAGACGGUCGAUGAACCGUAUCCCCAUCAAGAUCGUGCUGUUACCGAAGUUUUAAUUCAUGAAAACUAUCGACGCGGUAGUCAUUUCAACGAUAUUGCUUUAUUGAUACUCGGCACACCCGUCGAAUUGACGGAAAAUGUGAAUACUGCUUGUUUGCCGCCGCAUGAUUAUGUCUUUGAUCAUCAACGAUGCCAAGCAACUGGAUGGGGCAAAGAUAAAUUCGGAAAAGAUGGAUUGUAUCAAGUGAUUUUGAAGAAAGUUGAGCUUCCAGUUGUCCCACGUGAAGAGUGUCAGACCAAAUUGCGUGAAACUCGACUUGGGCGACAUUUUAUUUUGGAUCAUAGCUUCAUUUGUGCAGGUGGUGAAAAAGGAAAAGAUACAUGCCAAGGCGAUGGUGGAUCGCCUCUGAACUGUGAAAUCCCAAAUAAUGAAUAUGGUCAAUACUAUGUCACGGGUGAAGUUGCAUGGGGCAUUGGAUGCUUUGAUCCAGUACCAGGCGUUUAUGUUAAUGUUCCAAAAUUCCGUCCGUGGGUGGAUAAGAUAUUCGAUGAACGAAACUAUGACAAAAAAUUCUAUACGGCAAUCUAAUUAAGAAGCUACGUUCAACGGAAUCAACGGAAUCAAAAACACUCUAAUUACACUUUUUCGGCCAACAAUUUUUCAUUUGCAUUAAAUUUUGGAUGAACGACGAAUCACAUCGUGAUAAUCUAUAGAAAUGUAUUUUUCGAUUGAAAGAAAAGACGCUAAACAGCAUAAAUGUUAGCAUAAGAGACCAAAUUAAUAAAAAAAAAGACUCUGUUUUAGACAAAUGCAAA